AUGUGGGGCGUCCUCUCUGGGACCAAAACCAAAACAAGCAGAAGUCAUCCCAGCGUCUGUGGAGACAAAGGAGAUGAUGGCCUGUUGACCCUCUCUGAAGUGCUGGACAAGAUGGACUAUGUGAGGACUAGCACCAUCACAGAUUACGGGGCGAUGAGGGUGGAGGACCAUGAGGAGCUGUGA
Messenger RNA from Menidia menidia (Atlantic silverside), 183 nucleotides. NCBI's taxonomy places the organism in Eukaryota, Metazoa, Chordata, Actinopteri, Atheriniformes, Atherinopsidae. The record is from the annotation of a GenBank genome assembly.